This is a messenger RNA of Hyalella azteca, 2979 nucleotides long. Its product is annotated as major facilitator superfamily domain-containing protein 1-like. Gene Ontology annotation, biological process: transmembrane transport. NCBI's taxonomy places the organism in Eukaryota, Metazoa, Arthropoda, Malacostraca, Amphipoda, Hyalellidae. Gene Ontology annotation, molecular function: transmembrane transporter activity. Gene Ontology annotation, cellular component: lysosome. The record is from RefSeq and is a predicted model, not a curated record. The transcript has 10 exons. Bases 413 to 2038 code for a protein of 541 amino acids.
GAUCUCAAAGAACCAGUGAAAUAAUACUGAAACUUUCCAAGUAAAUCCUGCUGAGUCCAGGUGUAACAAGUGGUCAUCAGGCAGCUACUUCCUCACCUUCAAGCUGCUAACAACAACAACAACUAUAUACUACCGUAGUUCAACCAUGGCUGUGCCCAGUGCCCACCACUAGCACUAGUCAUAUGGAAAUAUGCUAUUGCUAGGUAGGCAAUAAAGUAGGGAAGCCAUUCAGGGCUGAUUGGUGCACAAAAUUAGUAGUUCACGGGUCACGGCUGCACUCCUGUUCGUUCGUUUGAUUGUGAGUGACCUUGGUCAGAAGUUGGUCUUGUCACUAAACACUGACUGCUGCGUUUCUUUGCUAAAGCUUUUAAAUAGCAAUUAUUUAUUCCAGUCAAUCUAUUUUCUGGCUGAGAUGAGUGACAGUCAAGAAGAAGGUACUGGUCAAGAAAUCAGCAAGCCAGCUGGAAGUCCUUUAACUGAUGACACGAAUCAGACAAAUGGCAGUGGAAGAGAAAGCCCCAGCAUCAGUGAAGGAUCUUGGGUGGCUGAGACAGGCUGCUUGGGAUCCCGCUGCUGUGAUCCCAAACAAGGCCCCUAUAGAUUAGUGGGUUUUAUCUUCAUUUGCUUCAUUGGUUUUGGCAACACCUUCUGUUACUACAGUCCAGCAUCCUUACAAAACGAGAUCAAGACAGAUAUGAAUGUCUCAACUCUGCAGUUCUCCACCCUGUAUUCUCUAUACUCAUGGCCAAAUGUUGUGCUGUGCUUUGUUGGUGGCUUCCUCAUUGAUAGAAUAUUCGGGAUCAGACUGGGUACGCUCAUCUUCUCAACAAUUGUGACUGUUGGUCACUUCAUCUUUGCGUUUGGUGCACUUAUUAAUGCAUUCUGGUGCAUGCAACUUGGUCGAUUUGUUUAUGGCGUUGGUGGUGAGAGCUUGAUAAUAGCACAGAGUGCCUACGCCGUAAGCUGGUUUAAAGGCAAGGAGCUGAACACCGUGUUUGGCCUAAUAAGUACCAUGACCAUGGUUGCCUCUACCGUCAACUUCCUUGUCAUGGAGCCCAUCUAUAACUGGGUUGAUCAGACGCACGUCGGGCAUGUUGCGUUGGGAAUUACCCUCGCCGUCGGUGGCUUCACUUGCGUUUUCUCGCUCAUUUGCGCCAUAGUUCUUGCUAUCUUAGAUAGAAGACGAAGCAAGGUUCUACGUGUGGCAUCAGCUGAAGUUGGAGAGAAAAUUCAACUGAAAGAUAUCGGUAAAUUCCCGCUGAGCUUCUGGCUGAUCAGUAUUACCUGUGUCACCUUCUACCCUACCAUCUACCCUUUUAUUGGACUCUCCAAAGUUUUCUUCAUGUACAAGUACGGGUUAAGCAGUGCUAAAGCAAACUCUGUAUCCAGCGUCGCGAACAUAAUCUCAGCGUUUGCGUCACCAAUGUUUGGCUUUGUUGUGGACAAGACGGGACGUAACAUCAUGUGGGUUGGCCUUGCCUGCCUUGGAACCAUGGGCGCACAUGCGAUCAUGGCCUUCACAUUCAUCAACCCCUACAUCCCUAUGUGCAUAAUGAGCCUGUCUUGCUCGCUGUUGGCGUGCUCUCUCUGGCCAAUGGUGGCUCUCAUCCUGCCUGAGUCGCAGCUGGGCACUGCUUACGGCAUAAUGCAGAGUAUUCUAAACCUGGGGCUGGCGCUGAUCAGCAUGCUAUCAGGAUUUUUAGUUGACAACUACGGCUACCUGAUGAUGGAAGUGCUCAACUUGAUAUGUCUCAGCCUGGCUGUGGGCAGCACGGGCGUGAUCUACGUGGUAGACAUGAUACAAGACGGCGGCUACCUCAUGAAGCCUAACAAGGAGCGAGGCAUUGUGUCUCCUCGGGUGGAAAAACUUCUGAAAGAAGCCGCGCUCAAGAAGAUCAGUGAGAACGAGGACAAGGAUGGCAAGCUGUCAAAAACUGAUGAGGGUGAAAAGGUCGUCAUGGAGGAAAUAGAGAAAAAGGAGCCAGUCGACCAGGAGAGCAAACUCGGCAUUGCCUGUCACGUUCACUUGAACGUGUAAAAGUAUAAUGUAAACGCUAGACGUACGAAAACGCUCCAGAGCGUAACCAUCAGGCACGUCACCGCGAGCUCAGUGCUGCCAAGCGCUAGUCGCUCACGGUUCUCCUGUUAAGUGCUCGUGUCUUCGUUUGUCUAGGACGAAGACAGGAGACCUUCUUGUGUCUUAUGAUUAUUAUUUCAUGAAUUGUGUCACUAGGAGAGUGAUUUUGUAUCGAGUGAAUGCAUGAAUGUCGCAAUGCUGUAGAAGAACAUAUCAAUAAAUUACAAAUAUUGACGGUUCUUGUUUAGAGUGAGGGACGCGCGCCCUCUUAAAGAAUGCCGCCAUAGAGUGAGGGUCGCCGUACUUCGGUCGGCAGAGCAGAAAGCUGAGUCAAGUAAUAGGAGUCAUUGUAUUGUUUCCACUAUUGUAGUGAUAUCAAAGAAGAGAGCUCAUGUUUUUCAUUUUGACAAAGUGAUGUAUGAUGGAAGUUUGCACGAGAAGCAGUCAUUAAAUAUUCUUUCUGUGCGCUCCUUAUUCGCCCGCGGCCGCCAGAUGGAUAAACCACGUCUUGACAUUCAAAAAAGGCACGCCUGCUCUGACGUCGUGUGAUUGGUGCUGUUGAGAGACUAACUAAGAUUACUAGCUUAGUUGCCUAUCUUAUGUAGCUGAUUUCUUGUGCUCUGACAUACAGCUUAAAUUAGUUUGAAUCGCUGGAAGUUGUGAAAUGUCCAUACUUUGGGCUCCAUACUUUGGGCUUUUGUUCUGAGAAAGAAAAGUUUUUAAAUUUCUCUUUAUUUAAUGCUGUAGUACAUUCCGAAUAUUUAUGUUCAAUGCAAUAAUAAUUAGUUAAUCAUGCCUAUUUAAACGCUCAUAGAAUAACAAAAUUGAUGCAAUAGUUAUGAUGCAAUUCUAUAUGUGCAGGUUUUUUAUGCUGACAAGGUAGAAUAAAUGGUGAAUUUGGA